AUGAUUGUGAGGGGAGGGAGUGAGACUCUGAGUGCCUUAUCUUCGUCUACUCUGUAGCGCACACAGAGGGAAACAUUCUUGACUUUGGUCUUAAAGCUCGAGUCUUCUCUCUGCUAACCUCUUUUGCUGAAACAAAACAUAUAUAUAGGAGUUGGGAAACCUCUUCCAAUGGCUAAUUCUUUGUAUUCUGUGCCUGUUUGUUCGUUCAAGUCCCCGAACAAACCAGGGAUUUUAAUUGGCAAUUCGGUUGCUCGGAAGGUUCUUUCGGUGAAUGAAGUGUCUCAAAAGUCUCAAACUGCUAAGUUCCAAUCUUUGGAGGUUAAGGCUACGGGAAGUAAUCCAACAGGAAGUAAUCCAGACACCAAACCAAAUAGCAUAGUCUGUGCUGACUGUGAUGGAAAUGGUGCCAAGUCGUGUCCUCAAUGCCUGGGUUCUGGUGUUAAUUCUGUAGACCACUUCAAUGGACAGUUUAAAGCUGGUGGAUUAUGUUGGCUGUGCAGGGGUAAAAGGGAUGUCUUGUGUGGGAAUUGUAAUGGAGCUGGCUUUCUUGGUGGAUUCAUGAGCACAUUUGAUGAAUAGAAGUUUGCAAAAGUUGGCUUUUCAGUGAAUCGACUGUUUUGUGCUGUGGGUCACCAGAAUUUCUGAAUUUUCUGUGAACAUCAAUAAACAAUUGUAUGUUGAAUUCCUGGCUGCCAGGAUUGGAGAUAUAUUCUGAAUUGCCAUUACGAAACAAUGCUAAAUUUUGUAGUCAAUGAAUUUUGAAUGUCA
Molecule: messenger RNA, 768 nt
Organism: Carya illinoinensis
Lineage: Eukaryota; Viridiplantae; Streptophyta; Magnoliopsida; Fagales; Juglandaceae
Product: protein BUNDLE SHEATH DEFECTIVE 2, chloroplastic-like
Exons: 5
Coding region: 169-579 (136 amino acids)
Cellular component (GO): protein folding chaperone complex; chloroplast stroma
Molecular function (GO): protein folding chaperone
Source: RefSeq, a predicted model, not a curated record